Messenger RNA from Branchiostoma floridae (Florida lancelet), 1911 nucleotides. Its product is annotated as ankyrin repeat and SOCS box protein 7-like. The record is from RefSeq and is a predicted model, not a curated record. Gene Ontology annotation, biological process: intracellular signal transduction. Gene Ontology annotation, molecular function: protein binding. The transcript is spliced from 4 exons. Bases 97 to 1068 code for a protein of 323 amino acids. NCBI's taxonomy places the organism in Eukaryota, Metazoa, Chordata, Leptocardii, Amphioxiformes, Branchiostomatidae.
GUCCAAAUUAAAUCGACUUUUCCCAUAGUACCAUGCGCAGAAAUAUGGCGGCGUCCUGACGAGCCUUAGGAUCUGUUUUCAGAUAGUGAGGCAGCCAUGCCUAAGCUGAGGCCGAGGAAGAGUGGCAAGCACGCCACAUGUUCCCAAGAUGCCCUGAAACUUCAGGAGGCCGUGCGUGGCGGGAAGCUUGCGCCGGUGAAGUCGUUGUUACAGAAGGGGCUGAGCGUGAACCAGCGCUGCGUGUACGGGUUCUCGCUCCUGCACGGAGCCGUGGUGAACAGCCAGCUCCGAUGUGUCAGACUGCUGUUAGAACAUGGCGCAUGUGCCUAUGUUAAGGACUACACUGGUGGUUACACGCCUCUGCACUUUGCAGCCAAGUAUGUCCUGACUCGCAUUGCUCAGGUCAUCCUGCAGUAUGACGAUUCUGAACGUGUUGUUAACGCGAGGGGACGGGAUGGACUGACUCCCCUACAUAUCGUGGCCGCUUGUGGAAAAGAAGAGUGCGCCCUCCAGUUUAUGCGCCUUCUGCUUGAGUCAGGAGCGAUAAUAGACCCUGUGACGGACUUUGGCUUCACCCCACUCCUCAUGGCAAUAAAGUUCAGGAGAUAUUCAUGUAUAAAGAUGUUAGUUGAAUGGGGUGCAAAUGUGGACCUCGAGAUGGGGCUGCCAAUCAGAUAUGCAGUGGCGAACAAUGACCACAAACUUUUGAGAAUACUACUGCAGAAUGGAGCCAAGUGUAACUACGGAGGCCCCAAAACGGGACAGACACCAUUGCAUUUGGCAGCUAUGCAAAACAAUGUAGUUUUAGCUACAAGACUCUGGGAGUACGGAGCAGACUGUAAUGCCAAGAACCAGAGCGAGGAAACUCCCCUGGAGGUGGCCAGGAGUGUGGCUGAUGAGGAUACACAGUGUGUGCAGUUUCUAAGAGAUGUUACAUAUAAAGCCCGGAGUCUGCAGGACCUGUGCAGACUGACCGUGAGGUCACAGGUCGGACACAAACGGCUGCACAGACUGGACGAGCUGGACAUCACCAGGGUCAUGUUGAACUAUCUCAAACACAAACACUGACAGCUUGGCAUGGGUUGCCUACUCCAACCAUCCUGGCUUGAUCGGAAGAUUAUUUCUAUCUGCACAGUUUACUCUUGUUCAUACUCACAGUUUUCUAGUUCCAAUAAUGAUAAGUUUAACAAUUAUUUGGCCAUAUAAAAUAGGUAAAUCGUGUGGUUAGAAAGCUUUACUCCAAAACGUUAAGACGGGGAAAUUUGAAUAAUGCAAAAUAUGUUUGUUAUUUUUCCCUGCUAGUUUUGCAACAGAAAGCUGGAUUUGAUGGAAAUAUGAAAUAGUCUACCCAUAAAACUCUGUAGAAAAUAGUUGUAUUUUUCUACAUGUCAUACACUUGCUUUACUCUGCUUUAUGGAUUUGCGAUGCAGCCCCUUAUUGAAGUAAGAAUAUUAAUACCAUAUACCGGUGCUGCUGUCUUACAUUUCCAUAAAGGCUGAAUCAUCUUCUGGAGCUGCUACAAGUUCAUGACACUUCAAAUAUGCUUUUCCAAUGUACUACUACCACUGUAUUGUGUCAACUACAAACUUGGGACACUAAAAAAAAAAAUAUUUUCCACCCCUACUGUGAAAUUAAGUCCCAGCAAAAAAAAGAAAUGAAUUUACAACAGGCCUUUUAUGUAGUUGGAAUGAGGAAGUAGAUACAAAAAAGGUUAGCCAGGUGUCCAGCCUUGUUACAUUUGCUCCGAUCCCUGGGUGGGGUAGCAACCAUUGGGAGCAGACUAAAGCCUAAAGCCUAAAAGCAAAAAGGCUGGACUCCAGGUCUCCAGGCUAAGAAAGGUGAACCAAAGUCAUUCAUGAUUUAUUUCUCAGAAAAUAGAAUGAAAAGGGAGAUAAAGAAACAUUUUAAAUU